GUGAAGCGGGCGAAAGCGAGGGCGAAGGCGAAGAGGGACGGUCGAGGAUGGGGCGGGGGGGGCGCGAAGCGGGCGAAGAGCGCGCCGGCGACGAACGUCUCGGGAUGGGAAAAAGUCGUCGCGGGGGAGUCGUCGUUCGUGUCGGUGCCGCUGACGAACGAUGGGGACGGCGAGGAGGAGGACGCGCGGUGGAGCUUUCCGUCGACGCGCGAAGAGCGCGAGCGAUACGCGGUGUUUAAAGAUUUGCACGAUAAAUCGUUUUACAUGACAUCCGGCGCCAAGUUUGGGAGCGACUUUCUGGCGUAUCCGGGGGAUCCGAUCCUGUUUCACGCGCACUACACCGUGCGAAUAGUUUCGUGGGACGCGGUGAUACACCCGUUGGUCAUCGCCGCGACGACGCGGAUGUCGAACGCGGCGAGGAAGAACUUCGUCGUCGCCGCGGUUCGCGCGACGGAUGCAAACGGCGAAAACUUUGAGGUUCGCUACUUCACCAUGGAGGCCGACGUGGACUUGUCUUCGAAUCGGGGAUACUAG
Ostreococcus lucimarinus CCE9901 is the source of this 534-nucleotide messenger RNA. RefSeq lists its product with no specific name. The record is from RefSeq and is a predicted model, not a curated record. The annotation marks the transcript as partial. The transcript has a single exon. Gene Ontology annotation, molecular function: tRNA-intron lyase activity; nucleic acid binding. Gene Ontology annotation, biological process: tRNA-type intron splice site recognition and cleavage; tRNA splicing, via endonucleolytic cleavage and ligation. Lineage: Eukaryota; Viridiplantae; Chlorophyta; Mamiellophyceae; Mamiellales; Bathycoccaceae.